Amoebophrya sp. A25 is the source of this 2482-nucleotide messenger RNA. The record is from the annotation of a GenBank genome assembly. NCBI's taxonomy places the organism in Eukaryota, Dinophyceae, Syndiniales, Amoebophryaceae.
GCUUAUGACCACUUGCCAGGCACAUCAAUCAUUCAAUCAACCAUCCUCCAGUGUUGAGGUCUGAUUGUCUCAUGUAUCUCCUAUAGUGAGAGACCAACUUCUGUAGGAGGUACUAAUAUAUAUGACCAACUGUAGGAGGUACUAAUAUAGCAGAAGAUAUUUCUACUAUAGAACAUACUUCUUCUACGCAUAGAGCAUCUAGAGCUUUUUCAACCUAGAGCUAAAUCUCCUCCAGAAUGGAUCACGGUCGGGCUUUUCCGGUCACAGCGUUCGAUCGGGCGCACGUAGAGGGAGUCAACCUCUACGCGCGACCACCUGCGCCAUCACUUGAGCUACGCAGAGCAAGCACACCACAAGUAUCAUAUUUCGUCUUAUCCUGCUGUUUCGUCUGCGUCUGUCGUGUUUCGCCCCUGUUGAUGAGCUAAUUGCUAGGCUAAGCAAAUUGAAAUAAUUGAGACUUGUUCCACUGCUGUGUCAUUGAUUUUCUUGUACUCGGGUCUCAGAGUCGGAGUAGACCUAGCCGCGGUCUCAGGGUAGGUAAACCUCGUACAUUUCUUUCCUUUCUUACAAGGCCUGAACCGUCUUGAACCUUCAUCCUCAACCUUCAUCCUCCAGGUCGAUAUCGCAUGGAACGCCCGACUAACAAGGAUAGAAUACAAGGCAUCGAAGAGCAGCCUGACGAGACCUAGCAGUCGACAGAGUGACACCUUCACAGCAGAGGGACGACCACCAUGGAGCUUUCAGUUCAAAUUACGGAAAUGAUCUAUUCGAAAACUCAAAAUAAGCGAGUUGCUGACUGAAAUAAGAGGGUCUUGACUACUUACUAGUACACUCCUCUUCUUUCAGUAUCUCCCUUAUUUUCAAUAGUUACUCGGUUACUUCAAUUUAAUAUCGAUUACUUCUACCCGAAGAUACUUCUCCUUCUUGGUUCGACUUCUUUCCUCUAAUCUCAGCGAGUCAAACCAAGGAGAAGUAUCUUCGGGUAGAAGUAAUCGAUAAACUGAAAUAAUCUACUUCUAUUAAGGCUACAGUAAAUGCAUCUUCCCUGGCAUCUUGGUCCCGUUUCUCAAGGGAAAACGGGAACCAGGAUGCUCACCAAGAUGGAUUUAUGCUAGGUCUAGUUCUACCCGAAGAUACUUCUCCUUGGUUUGACUUCUUUCCUCUAAUUUCAGCGAGUCAAACCAACUCGGCACCAGCGAGUCAGGGAUCCUCAUGGACAGGUGGAGGCGCAUUUCAUGGGAGCAGCGGCGCAUCGAUAGGCAAGGCAGUGCCAGACGCAUUUGUAUUCACAUUCAGUCUUAUCUUAUUUAUUGUUAUAUUUAGGGAGGUAUAUGUUUUUUGACUAUCUAAGGUAAGCAUAUUAUAGGAGGGUAGUUUUAGAUUCAUUUGUAUUCAGUUUUAUCUUAUAUAGGUUAGAUUGUUAUUCAUUUGUUCAAGAAUAUCACUGUGGUAAAAUACGAUAAUCAUGGAGGAAGACAAGUAAUGAGACUUAAGAUUUUCAGGACAAACAAUAGUAAAAAUAUUAUUCUGUUGUCACACACGUCUUGUUCCAUUAAAACAGGGCGAGCUCCAUCGGAGAAUGCGAGAGAAGAAGGAAAUUUACACCCCAUGGUACCUGAGGACGAACCAGCGUAGUGGUCAGAAGCUCGCCAGCAAGGAACGAACUAAGGGCCUCUACUCCUCUGCAUCCUCGGAUCUGUUGUGGAGAUACUAGAUCUAUUGUGGAGAUGAUACUAGAUGGCUCUGUACUAGCGUUUGACUUUGAACUCAUCAAAUCCAGAGUAUGGAGCUCAAGGAAUUCUUGUCCAUAGGGGUACUACAUGACUAGAGCCGGACUAUUUUUCUUGUACUGAAUUUCAUCAUCAACAUUUAUUACAGCUCUGUUAGUUUGUACUAUGUGCAUCAAUGUUUGGAUUGCUUCAUUUUUCGGGAAAAAUAGAACUGUUAUCGUUAGUGUGCUGUGACCAUCAUAUAAUGUAACAAAAAAUGUAAAAAACUUCUGCGUUAGCGCAUGAGGAUUUGGUUCUUAUUAUUAUCGUUUAGGGUCGUCUUGUACUUAAAUUGCUGGCAGCACGACGGAACCCCUCAGAUGAUUACUGGUGGGAGGAGUGGGGGGUCGGUGCGUAGCUCAUUGGGAAACCUGUAUCUGCAAACUGUAUCUUUUUUUGUGACUAAGAAAGUCGUAGGUCAAAUCCGAAUCAAGACGCUAAUUAUGAAGAACUGAAUGAAUUGCAGAGUCCGAGUUCUGGCUACUGGAGAAGGUCCACCAUGUGGAUCUCCUGUGACAGACAGUGAUAAAAGACGUGCCUAACCGUCACUCAGAUCUCCUGUGACAGGUCAGAUCACUCUAAAUUCAAGCAAGUAGAUCUAGACUUCACCACUCAAGAGACAGGACGGCAAAGAAGGGCAAAAUUAAGGGAACUUCUAGAAGGGGUUGUUGCAAUAGUUCCCCAUCAAGAAAAGGUCAGCGUCGAAUAUUCCA